Messenger RNA from Cololabis saira (Pacific saury), 6227 nucleotides. RefSeq names its product GON-4-like protein. Gene Ontology annotation, cellular component: nucleus. Lineage: Eukaryota; Metazoa; Chordata; Actinopteri; Beloniformes; Belonidae. Gene Ontology annotation, biological process: regulation of DNA-templated transcription. The record is from RefSeq and is a predicted model, not a curated record. Gene Ontology annotation, molecular function: transcription coregulator activity.
AAGUGUGUUUGUUAUGCAGCAGGAGAAGCUGCUCUGCUAAGGAAGCUUCAGCGUAAACAUGGUUAAAUAACUAACUAACUACCUAAGGCCGGGAAUCGAACCCUCGACCAGCCGGUCACCACCCGGUACCAGCCCGGUAACCAGGUCGACCCGCCGCGGCAGCUCGACGGUGAGGCGAAGUCAGUGAGAUCCGGAGGACAGCGGAGACCUCGGACAGAUCUGGACGUCGGCCAUGCCUCAGACAGGAAGUCCCGUUAACCGCGCCCAGGAAGUGGAGAUGACACCUGUCUCAGGUCAGGGGGGGCUGGGCAAGGAAUCCGUUGCCAUGGAGACAGGAGAGUCCAGCGAGGACGAACUGGGACGGCUGGACAUCGAUCUGGACCGGAAGUCCAGACGGCACAACCUGACGUCCAGCAACGUCCGCGCCAUCCUGCACGAGGUGAUCACCCACGAGCACGUCGUGGCCAUGAUGAAGGCCACCAUCAGGGACACGCAGGACCUGCCCAUGUUUGAGCCGAAGAUGACCCGGUCCAGACUGAAGAAGGCUCAGGAGGGACAACUGAACCCCGUCUCCCCCCAGCCUCCUCAGUUUGUGGACAUCGAUCUGGAUGAUGAUGAAGACUCGUCAGAUGAAGAGUAUUGUCCCGAGGAGGAGGAUGAGGAGGAGGAGGACACCGCUGAGGAGACUUUCUCCAGUGAUGUGGAGAGCUUGUCUUCACCUCCCAGAAUGCACCUGGGUUCUCAGGUGCUUCCAGUGGACCAACAGACUGAAGAACCCCUGCAGGCUGUUCCAGAGCACCAGAGUAAACGCAUGAAGAUACCCAGCGUUCCUCCACCGCACCACCUCGUUGCCCCACCUGAGUUCUCCUUCCUGGAGAGACUGAAUGCCGUGCAGGAGGAGCUGGACUGCAGCCCUGCGUUCACCUACGACCAGUCUCUAGACAGGAAGGAAGAGGACGGUGGCUCCAGCUGUCUGGCCUACCGGACCCGCUCCAGGCUUCCUCUGGUCAACGUCCCUCUGGACCAGCUGGAAGCGGAGCUUCUGGCCCCUGACAUCACCGCUGACAUGUACGACCAGAGCCACGCCCACCGAGAGGAGGACCGUCAUUGGACGAAGUGGCUGCAGGGUCUCAUGGUCCCCGACUGUGAAGAUGAAGCCGAUGACGACGACGACCCUGAAUAUAACUUCCUGGAGGAUCUGGAUGAGCCGGACCUGGAGGACUACAGGACGGACCGGGCGGUGCAGAUCACCAAGAAGGAGGUGAACGAGCUUCUGGAAGAACUCUUCGACACGCUCCAGGAUGUGGCAGCUGAGGAUGAGGAGCGGGAGGAAGAGGAGCCCCCUUCACUACCUGCACCCAAGUUUAAUGUUCCACAGGUUUUACGUUUCGAGGCCCCGUUAGCCAGCAUGCUAACGGAGCGGCGGCAGACGGUCAGGAAACAGUACGAAGCUCUGCAGCAGCGCAGAGCCCUGCAGGACACCAUCCACCCGCCUCGCAGCGAUGCUCCGUACCAGCAACCCAACCCCCCCAUCCUGCUGCUGCCCAGCCAGACGCCCCCCACCCUGCACCUGGACCACGCCCCCCUCCACCUGGACCACAACCAGAAGCUGCAGCUCCAGCAGCAGCUGCAGCAGCACGUGCAGCUGCUGACUCAAGUUCACCUGCUGACUCAGCGCAUCCUGGCGCUGAACCACGAGGCGGCCAUUACUAAACAGUACCUGGAGGAGCUGCAGCAAUUCAGCCGGCGUCAGGAGGAGGUACGUCUGUGGAGCAGCUUCUCAGUGUGUAACCUGGGGGGGGCGCUGGCCCUGCUGGGGGAGGUGGAGCAGGUGGAGCCCCCCCCAGGGGCUAACCCUAACCCCCCACACCCCCCUCCGGCUGAAGCUCCCAGGAGGCUCCUGCCUCAGAUGGCUGCGUCCACCAGCAGCCACGCCUUCCCGCUGCUGUCCCCCGAUGCCGCCUGGCUAAUGGCCACCAGGCCCGUCUUCCUGUACCCAGAACUACUUCCUGUCUGCAGCCUGGACCCCGCCCUGCACAACCGGGGGGGGGGGAGGAGUGUGUUCACGGCCGGGGAGGACGGGCUCAUCGUUCUGGGUCUGAAGCAUUUUGAGGGGACGGUCCACCCGGAUCAGCUGAUCAGUUCCUACCUGCUCUGUAAGAGUCGAUGGAACAUCAGGAAGCACAUCAGAGAGAUGAGCAGCGCCAAGGCUCCCAGCGACAACAUCAUCAAGGUCUUCCUGACACGGGGACUGGUCCCCCAGCUCCCAGCCUCCUGCAGUGUUCAGUCUGGAGACCAGCGCCCCCCGGUGGACAAGAACACAUCCAACAUGCCCAACUGGCUGAAGAACAGUCGGCUGAUCAUCCAGAAGACCCGACUCCCCACUAACCGGUUCCCCCCCUCCCUCCCCGCCGGCUGCCUCCUCAGACUCCACCCCUAUUACGUCAGCAAGUCCCGCCCCCCUCGCCGGGCCCACCGGCGCCUGUUCACCCUGGCCCACAAUGCAUUUCUGCUCCCCAUCGCCAAAGCUCCGGUGGAGGUUCAGUCGGACAGGAAGGUGAGCUGCAGCCGCUCGGCUACCUGGCCGCCCCCCCCCCCUCCGGGGGCCCAGUUGCCCCCUGACCACCUUGCUGUUGGCCAGCCCCCCCCCCACCCUCUUGUCCUGCCCCCUCCGUCCACCCCCAACCCUCGGGUCCUGCCCCCCCCGUCCACCCCCAACCCUCCAGGCUCGGCGGCUGCAGAGAAACCAGACUGCUUCUUGCUCCAGAUGGUGUGGACUUCACCAGCUCCCACCAACACCUCCCACAAUGCACCAGGGCAGGAGCUGCAAGGGCCAAUCACACGGGAGAAGCAGGGGGAGACCCUGGUGAAGCUCCACCCCCCACCUGAGGAGGAGGAGAAGAAGAUGGAGGAGGAAGGUCCCACCUCCACCUCCACACUGAGUCCUCUGUCCUCCUGUGGAGAACCAGAAGAGGAGGAAGAGAGGACUCUGCUGGGGAACCCAGAGGAAGCAGAGAGGAAAGAAGGUAAAGGUGAACCUGAAGGACACGGAGACGAGGAAGCAGGAGGAAAAGAUGGUGAGGAUGCUGGGGAGGGAGAGGAAGACAGAGACUGGGAGGACGGAGGUGGAGACGGGGAGGAGGACAGAGAACAGGAGGACGGAGGUGGAGACAGAGAAGAAGACAGAGAGCAAGAGGAUGGUGGGGGAGAUGGGGAGGAGGAAGACAGAGAUGGGGAGGAUGGAGAGAAGGAAAAAGAGGAAGAUCAGGAUCGUCAGGGUGAGGAGGAAGAAGAGGAAGAGGAGGAGGACUUUGAUGACCUCACACAGGAUGAGGAUGAGGAGGAGGUGAUGUCAUCAGCGUCGGAGGAGUCUGUGCUCUCAGUUCCAGAGUUACAGGAGACCAUGAAGCAGCUGACAUGGCUGGCGGCGGAGCAGCGACUCUGUCCCGAUGGCGACUCGGAGGAGGACCACUCCCCCACCUCUCCUGGCUCGCAGGAGGAGGAGGAAGAGGAGGAGGAGGGUCCAAAAGAGGAGGAAUCAGAGGAGGGGCGGGGCAUCAAGAUGGAUGAGGAGAUCCCAUCAGGAGAGGGCACACCCCGAGGAGGAGGAGGCAGGUGUCCUGGACGAGGACGAGGUCGUAGCCGUCCUCAUCGAGGUUUGAGGAGUCGUCGUCAGGAACGUCACAGUAAAGAUGCAGCCAAGCUGCUGCUGCUGUACGAUGAGAACAUUUUGGACAACGACCCUCACAGGGACAGCAAGGACAUGGCCUUCGCCCAGAGCUACCUGAACAGGGUACGUGAGGCGCUACAUGAUACACCUGACCAGGUUGAGGAGUUUGUGUCUCUACUGAACAAGUUUGACCACGCUGGAGAGAAGGUGGAGGUGACUUUGCUGUUCAGGAAGCUGCGCUGCCUCCUGGGAAACCGGACGGACCUCCUCCGAGACUUUGCUGCAUUCCUUCAUCCUGACCAGGCUCUGCAGUGUGGACUGUUUGAGGAACAGCAGGCGUUUGAACGCAGCCGCCGUUUUUUGCGACAAUUGGAGAUCAGUUUUGGCGACAAUCCAUCUCAUUACCAGAAGAUCAUCAAGGCUCUGCAGACGGGGACAGAUCUGAGUGACACCAGCAUCCAGGAGCUCAAAACUCAAAUGGCCACCCUGUUAAAAGGCCACAUCCACCUACAAGCUGAAUUCUGGGUAUUUUUCGACGAUCUCCGCCCACCUCCGGCCUACCCCGGGCAGUUUGAGGAAGCCCAUUGGCCGGAGGAUGAAGAGGGCAUCGGCCAGGUGCCCGGAGGUUUGGCCCUGGGCGGGUUCGAGGAGGUGACGCUGCCAGAGCUGGAGGAGGAGGAGGAAGGGCAGAAAAUCCAGCCAAUAACCAGCCGCCGCCAGAGGAGGAAGAUGGAUCCCCACAGAAACUACAAGGACUGUGAUUGGUCAGAAAAAGAGUGGUCCUGCCUCUGUCAAGACGUGAAGAUCCGCAGACACAAGAGGAAAGGAUGCUCUCGCUGCCAUGGCAACCAGACCUCCAGGGCCAUGAAGAGCCUCGACCCGCUGUUCCCUCAUAUCAGAACCGCUCAGGACCAACAUGGAGACAAGAACCCGGACCUGAAGGGGAGCAGCGGCAGCAGUCCUCAGCCAGAUCAGAGUGUUGCAUCAUGGGAAAGCUUGUUUCCUCUGGAUGGGAAGGAGGAAGAGGAGGAGGAGGAUGAACUGGAUGAUGAAGAUGGUGAUGAAGAGGACGACGGGAAGAACAGCGAGAGAGAGAAAAGUCCAGCGGUGAAAAGGAGAAGGAUGGAGAUGUCCGGCUCCCCGCUCUCCCCCUCCUCCUCCAACCCCCCCGAUACCUCCUGUCCUCCUCCUCCACCACCUCCUCCUGUUUCCUCUUCUCCUCCCUCCUCCUCCUCCUCCUCCCUCACUCCUCUCCUUCCUUCGGUUCCUCCCCCAGUUCCCUCCUCUUCUCCUCCACCCCAUCCUGUAUCCUCUUCUCCUCCUCCUCCCAUCUCUUCUCCUCCUUCCUCUCCUCCUCUUCCUGUCUCCUCCUCUCCUCCUUCUUCUCCUCCUCCCGUCUCCUCUUCUCCUCCCUCCUCUCCUCCUUCUUCUCCUCCUCCCGUCUCCUCCUCUUCCUCCCCCCCGCACCCCCCUCGCUCUGCCCCCCCCCUAGAUCUCCCUGUUUGUGCCAAGAACAUUUCUCUGACGGCGAGUGGAGAGAGAGUCAUCCUCUGGACCAGAGAAGCUGAUCGCGUUAUCUUGACGACGUGUCAGCAGGAAGGAGCCAAUCAGAACACUUUCCAAUCGAUCUCCAACCUGCUAGGGAACAAGACUCCGGCCGAGGUUUCUCGCAGAUUUCGGGAUCUGAUGCGAUUAUUCCGUACAGCAGCUCGUCACGGCAGCUCUGAGGAGGAAGGUCCGGCCGCCGAGCCGGGAGACGCCGAUGAGGCGGCAGCUUCACCCGAGCAGCAGAGCUGAAGGACGACGACCCGAACCCCAACAUGUGACGUCUGGAGGACUUUUACUGUGUACAGCAUCGCUGUUAUAUAUUCCAGACUUGUUUUAUAUUUCCAUUUGUUUGACUUUCAUGAAAAUAGCUUUAAACAUCAGUCAUAAGAUUAUUUAAGGUUUUUGUAAAAUAAAAAAGAGGUCCAUAUUUUUUAACAAUAAACUGUUUUUCAACAGUCUGCUGUCUCUAACCAGAUAAGAUAAGAUAAUCCUUUAUUUCUCCCUCAAUAUGGAAACUCACUUGUUUAGCAGCAGUACACUUAACAUACAAAUGCAGGGAAGGGUAAAAAAGUAAAAAGUAAAAAAAAUAUAUAUAAUUACAAGAUAUGAACAGUAUAUACAGUACAUUAAAAGAAAUAAAGAAACAGUGUAAAAACGGUUGUAGAGUCUGAUGGCAGCGGGGAGGAAGGACCUGCGAUGCCUCUCAGUGGUGCAUCACUGGUGACGAAGCCGGUCACUGAUGGAGCUCUCCAGGGUUCUGACAUUCUCAUGAAUGGGGCGGAGCAAGGGUCCCAGCCCAGGGGGGGCGAAGCAUUCUAGAUGGGCCCUUGUGGCCUAAACAUCCCAGUAAAACAUAAUCACUAAAAAAAAUGCCACAGAUCAGGUCUCUGACACACAACCACAGCAGCAGCAGCACGGUCAGAAUAAUUCAAAUGAGGUUCUAGCACCAGGGAUUUACCAGUCAUUAUGUGAAACCUGAUUAUAAGCCUAAUGCAGACUUUAGGAUAUA